AAAUUCAACCAAAUUAGAACUCAAUUCACCUCAGCAGUUUUUUCUGCGUUCCGCUUCCUUCCUAUCUGUACAAUGUCUCGCGCUCCAGAAGCAGAAGCAGCGACUCAAUCUGACCAGAAGGCAUUCGGCCAGCCGUGGCCCGACCUCAACGACGGUUUAUUCUACAGCGACGUCGUUUCCGCCUCCGAUUCCAGAUUGACACUGAUCGAGUUCUACUCAACCAAACAUAAGAACUCAGCUCCCUUGCAAGGUUGGUUGCAGAGAAUUCAAAAUGGACAGAUAACUAUUGAUGGUAAAGCUGUUAAAGAUCCUGACACGAUUCUCAGUGCUGGUUCAGAACUAGUAUAUCAUAGGUUUCCUUGGAAAGAGCCUGACGCACCAUACUUGCUGGAGGUUUUAUAUGAAGACAAUGAUAUUAUUGCCUUAAACAAGCCUUCGGGUCUCCAAGUUCUUCCAGGUGGACUGUUCCAACAGAGAACCGUUUUAAAGCAGCUACAAUGGUGGGCUAGCAAGCAGAGAUCUUCACUGUCAGACCAAGAAUCACACCCUGUUCCUGUACAUCGUUUGGGAAGGGGCACUUCAGGAAUAUUACUUUGUGCAAAAACAAAGCUGGCAAAGACUUGCCUUGCAGCAUAUUUCGCCGAUGGAACAUCUAAAAUUGGUGCUAACAGUGAUAUGAACUUGGAGCAUUUUACAAAGAAAAUUUCAAAAAUAUACCGGGCACUAGUAAGUGGGAUAGUAGUGGAAGAUGAGAUAAUCAUCAAGCAGCCAAUUGGAAUUAUGCGAUAUCCUGGUGUGGCCAAAGGGCUGUAUGUUGCUACUGUUUCAGCAGGGAAGCCAGCUCUGAGCAAAGUUAGAGUCCUUGAGAGAGAUUUGCAAGGAAAUAAAACAUUGGUCCAGGUUGCAAUUCAGUCUGGCCGGCCACACCAAAUACGCAUACAUCUUGCUUUUGUAGGGCAUCCUUUAGAGGGUGAUCCUCUCUACAUUGCUGGAGGCCAACCAAAGUCCUUUGACUCUGAACUUGCUGACGAAACUUUUGCCCAUGAUGGAGGGUAUCUAAGGCCUCUAGCACCUGUUCCGGGAGACUGUGGUUACCAUUUGCAUGCACAUCAACUCACACUCUCACAUCCAACCACAAAUGAGGUAUUAGAAAUUACAGCACCGCUUCCAUCCAUCCUCCAAACAAUGGAGGAAACAAAAAAGUUGACAUCCAUUAGUAAGAUCAGUUAGAGCUGUCACAACCACUUGUCUGGAAAAAGAUAGGCCAGAAGCAAUGCAUUGACAAAUUGAAUUACAGCUGGUUGAUGUCAAAUUUGAUUGUUCUCUCUUUAACAAUGGGAAGAUGGUUCUUCACAGGUCACAUUCAAAAGCAAGCACAUUCAUGUGUGGAAAGAUAGCCCUAAUUCAUGGUAAUCCUCAGUGCUACAAUGUUCUCUGCUUGAAUUUUAAUUUAACAACUAUAUAUUCUGGUUGAGUAACACUAUGUGUACAAACAAUAAUAUGUCAUUAUGUGAUUGGAUACGAUUUUAUCUCUAA
Mangifera indica (mango) is the source of this 1536-nucleotide messenger RNA. Its product is annotated as RNA pseudouridine synthase 5. The transcript has 14 exons. The record is from RefSeq and is a predicted model, not a curated record. Gene Ontology annotation, biological process: pseudouridine synthesis. Gene Ontology annotation, molecular function: pseudouridine synthase activity; RNA binding. The coding region runs from base 73 to 1230 and encodes 385 amino acids. NCBI's taxonomy places the organism in Eukaryota, Viridiplantae, Streptophyta, Magnoliopsida, Sapindales, Anacardiaceae.